AUGGACUUUACGAAAUUGUCUUUUAUUUUUAAAGGUUCUUCGUUUAUUAAUGAUAGCUUUAUAGACGAUGAAAAAUACAAAAUUUUAGCAAAACUAGCUGCAUUGUGGAUAAGAAGAGUACAAACAUUUUUGGUGCAAGAAGAACAAAAUAAUAUUUUCGCGCGUUUUUCAGCACAACAACAAAACAAUGACAAUUUACCGACUGGAUCUAGGAAUCUUGUACCAACUUCUAAUAAUAAUAUCCCAUACCAAGAUGGUACACAACAUUUAACUAAUGAUAUAACAGACAAAAUUACGGGUCCCAAUGUCGACAACUCUAAGGAUUCUCGUCAUCCCGAUACUACGUCCUAUCAAUCACGUGAUAACAAUAAAGAAACAACAGAGAUUGUACCACUGAAUAAAAAGAAACGAAAAUCAAAAAAUAAGGAACUUCAACCUCUUAAUUCAACAGACGUAAAUUUUGUUCAACAACAAUACAACGAUAAGGAGGAAUUGGACUUAGAAAAACAUAAUAGCAAAGUUUCGUCAAAGAUACCAACGAAUUAUGGAAAAAACAGAAAUCAGAAUACUCACGUAUCUGAUAUGGAGGACAUCAUUGCCAUUCCUGUACUCGACUUUAACAAUCAAUCAGAAAUAUUAAUAGACAUUUCAACAGUGCAGAAUAACAUAGAUAUGCCCUCGUCAUACGUCUUUCCAUCUUCGCUUUCAUCGAAAGGUAGUGAAGAAGUGGAUAAUAUUUUGGAACUGUGGCUGAUUAACCAAGACGUAAUUAUGACGGAAGCCGAAGAUAAUAUAAUGGACAACUCAAUCUCCAAUUAUAAGGAAGAAAUGGAUCUUAAAGAUCAAGAUGCAUCAAAAGCCGCAUCAUCAAUCCAAGAAUUUGAAUCAGCCAUUAAAACAAAAGCUGACAAUCAAAAAUGUACAGAAAUCGAUGAUAAGACAGAUCACAAUUGGUAUCCACCUUCAAAAAUUAAGAAACCAAAGAAAGUUCUCACGGAUAUCAAAAAACAUUCAACACGCAACCAAACAUCAAUGCACACGUUUAUAGAAAAAAAAGUCGCAACUUACGAUGCUUACAUUCCAAUUAAUGAUAUAAACUUCUAUGACUCGUUUGAUGAUAAAUUUGCCUUCAUCGAACUUAACGUACGUAACUUCUCAGACUACGCUGGAGUAGAAUACAAUGCGACUGAUAAACACAUUAUUAUAAAGAACUACGCAAUUGGUGGGAUGAGACGCAUGGUACGAUUGUUUAAUCAUUUUUUCAAGGACAGCAACCUUAAAAUGAAAGAAAAGAAGUACUAUACGCUACAUGGUCAAAGAAUUUCUAGUAGAGAGUUCAAAAUUUUGGAAAUACCUAACAAUAUAGAUAGAACUAGCAUCGAAAGUAGCAUUAGACGCUUACUGCAUGCAAGACAGCUGUUGAAGAAUGUAUGGUCCAUUGAUAUUGAAAACUAUAUUUACCGUCUUGGCCCUGCGCAUUUCAAAGCUAGUGAUUUUGAUGAAAGAAAGAAGCAUAGAGGUGAAUUUAUAGGUUUUGGAAAAGAGCAUACAGCGGCGAAAGCAUUGGAAAUUACUGCUCCUUUUAACCCCAAAAGCGCAUUCAAGCAGAGACCAGACAAGAUCAUUGUGGAAUUUCAAAACGAGGCUGACCUCUUUAAUGCUUGUGACAAGAAUUAUCACUUUAGCGAUUUCAAUAUCAAAGGAAACCCAUUAGGUUACAACUGGCCACAAAGGGAACGCGCCAUAAAAACAGCGGCAAACCAUGAUGAUGAUUCCAAAGAGAAGGUGAAUAAUAAACCUCAUAUACAAGGUCAAAACAUAACCCUUGGUAGACAUACCCACAGGAAUCAGAGAUUCAAGAAUAAUCAAAAUUCGAAAAAUCACAACAUCACCAAAAAAAACUUAGAUAAUAUACCAUAUUGCGCCAGUGGAUCUAACAAAAUCCCGCUAGGCCUUAAAUCUCACUGCUCUAUGAACAACAACAAAGACAACAUAAUCAUUUCGGAUAAUACUUCCUCUGAUACUUCAAGCACAAAUAGUAAUACACCUAAUAAUCAAAAUCGCCAAGGGGACUGGGAUGAAUAUAGGAAUCAUAAUUACAUAACACAAGCUCAAAACAAUGGAAAAUCUCACGAGGAUUCAAUACAAGAUAAAAUAAAUAAUAACAGCACAAGAGAAUACCCAAAUGCAUACAAUAAAAAAAAUACACCUGAACAACAACAUUUACAAGAUAUCAAUGAUCAGGUUAUGCAAGAUAUAAAUGAAUUACUGAACAUGAAACGAAACAGAUUUAUUAAUGAGCAACAAAACCAACUACAAAAGGCAAAAUUUCCCACUAUUUCUUUUGCCACUUAUAAUAUUAAUGGGUUGAAAUCAAAUCCUGACAAACUAUAUAGUUUAAUAGACGAUCUGAAGGAUUUUGAUAUUAUUGGACUUAAUGAAACCAAUAUAUCACCAAAGGAUGGGAAAUACAUCAACAACGAAUUAAAUGAAGUACAGGUAUAUAUGCCAACCAACGAUGCCCAAGAAAAAGUUGAAGUUGCUAAAUUCAUCACUGAUCAAAUAAAUGAGUAUAAAAAUAAUAAUAAUAAUAAUUAUCUCAUUAUAGCAGGUGACUUAAAUGCUAUAGUUAAUAAACAUCAAGAUAAAAUACAUGUCACCAAGCAGUGGAAUAAUAAUCGAAUUUUCAACACGUUACUGGAUAAUGAUAUUAUUGACACAUAUAGGGAAGACAAUACUAACAAAAAAGAAUUUACAUGGUCUAAUGGCAGCAACAGUACAAGAAUCGAUUAUAUUUGGCUUAGUCCAAACUGGACAAACGAACUUAUACACAGUUCAAUAAAAGAUGCGAAGGCUGUGACGAAUAAUGAUCAAAACAUAGUCACGUGCAUAUACAAUACUAGCGAUAUCAUCAGGAAUUACAAAGCAUUUACGUGCGCCAGGAACAAUAACGAAAGAUUAAUUUUUGAUUACGCAUCAAUGGACAACGAUAAAUGGCAGGGGUACACAACAAAAACUGAUGAUGAACAUGUUAUUAAAGAUAUAUUAUUAAAAGCAGCAAAAUCUAAGAUUCCCAACAAGAAAAUCAAAGUGGGGAAAAAUAUGGCACGUUCAACAGAUACCACUUAUAUUAACAAACAUAAUCCGGAAUUUAAAAUAAUAGAAGUCCCAACGAUAUGGAAUCAAACCUGGGCACUACAUAUAAAAUCAGCUUGGAAUCAAACAAUGGAACUGAUUAAAAAAUACCGCACCAAAGCACAAAAUCAGCAAAUUGAGGAUUACAUCAACAAACGAGCUGCUAUGAUUAAAAACAAUUAA
This is a messenger RNA of Rhizophagus irregularis DAOM 181602=DAOM 197198, 3318 nucleotides long. The record is from RefSeq and is a predicted model, not a curated record. NCBI's taxonomy places the organism in Eukaryota, Fungi, Glomeromycota, Glomeromycetes, Glomerales, Glomeraceae.